Corvus hawaiiensis (hawaiian crow) is the source of this 4368-nucleotide messenger RNA. RefSeq names its product GRIP and coiled-coil domain containing 1 (gene GCC1). The record is from RefSeq and is a predicted model, not a curated record. The transcript has 3 exons. Lineage: Eukaryota; Metazoa; Chordata; Aves; Passeriformes; Corvidae. Bases 55 to 2352 code for a protein of 765 amino acids. Gene Ontology annotation, cellular component: Golgi apparatus.
GCGGCUUCCGGCGGAAUUGGCGGCGCGGCGGAACCGGCCGGGGAUCCCCCCACCAUGGAGAAGUUCGGGAUGAACUUCGGGGGCGGCCCCAGCCGGAAGGAGCUGCUGGAGACCAUCGAGACGCAGAAGCAGCAGCUCCUGCGCUUCCAGGCGCGGCUCAAGGACGUCGUCCGCGCCUACAAGAGCCUCCUGAAGGAGAAGGAAGCGCUGGAAGCCAGCCUGAAGGUGCUCUCCGUGUCCCACGAGGGGGACCUCGCGGUGCCACCAGCUGGAGCUGGGGACUCCCCGGAUGACCGGAGCUCGGAGCACAGCGAGGACAGCGUGGGGACGGCCGCCAGCACGGACACUGCAGCCAGCCUGACCAGCACGGCCAGCGUGACCAGCACCAAGGGGGAUGUGGCGCCUGAGGAGGACAAACCCGCGGCUCCCCCUUGCCAGAAACCAGAGGAUCCGGGCGGCUCCGAGAGCGGGGACCUCUGUGCCGGCGGCGAGUCCGAGCGGCGGCUGCUGCAGCUGAAGGCCCAGCUGGCCACACUGACCAGCGCCCUGGCCACCGUCACACAGGAGAAAUCCCGCAUGGAAGCGUCGUACCAGGCGGAGCGGCGGCAGAUGAAGCAGGAGCUGGAGGAGGCGGCCGGGCGGGCGCGGGAGGAGGCGGACAGGCAGGACGCGGAGCUGCGGCGGCUGCAGGAGCAGCUGGCCGAGACCCGGGCCCGGCUGAUCACGCAGCAGCACGAGCGGGAGCGCGAGCAGGGCGACCACGGGCUGAUGCUGCGCGAGCUGCAGGAGCUGCUGCGCUCCGAGCGGGAAUCGCGCCGCGACGCCGAGCGGGAGCUGCAGGAGUCCCGGGAAGCGCUGGCCGGCAGCGCCGGCGUGGCCGAGCGCGCCCAGGGCUACGAGCAGCACAUCCGGCAGCUGAGCCAGGAGCUGGAGGAGCUCAGGCGGGAGCUGCAGGGGGUGCGGGAGGAGAAUGGGAAGCCGGACCCCCGGAUCCAGGAGCUGCAGGAGGAGAUGGCCGGCCUCAAGAACCACUUCCAGCUGCAGCUGGUGCAGGAGAUGAAGAAGACGGCCCAGGCCGAGGAGCAGCUGCGGCAGCGCUCGCAGCGCGAGGAGCAGCGCGUGGCCGAGCUGGAGGCCCAGGUGUCCCAGGUGUCCGAGCUGCUGGGCACCUACGAGAAGGCCAAGCAGAGGGACCAGGGCACCAUCCAGAGGCUCAAGGACCGCAUCGUGCAGCUGGACCUGGAGAACAAGACCUUGGCCAUCGCCGCCUCCAGCCGCUCGCUGGGCGAGGUCGCCGUGGAGGAGGCCACGCUGGACGUGACCGUGCUCAAGGAGAAGAUGGAGAAGCUGCGGAAGCUCCUGCAGGCGGCGGCGGCCGCCAAGGGCCCGGUGGGGCCGGACGCGGAGGAGCCGCGGGAGCCGGAGCUGCCCCCGGGCACCGGGGAUGGGAACGGGGACAAGGCCCCGGGCGGGCACUGCCAGCAGGAGCUGAGGCAGCUCAAGGAAGAGUUUGAGCGCUACAAGGUGAGGGCGCAGCAGGUGCUCAAGAGCAAGGCCGGCAAGGACGUCGGCCUGGCCAAGGAGCUGGAGGAGGCGCGGGAGCAGCUGGCGGAGCUCCGGGACAAGCACGUGCUGCUGCAGCUGGCCGCGGACGACAUGGAGAAGCAGCACCGGCAGGAGCUGGAGGCCAAGAAGCAGGAGCUGUCCCAGCUGCAGCAGCUCCACCGGCAGGAGCUGGAGCGGUGCCAGCUGGAGUUCCGGGAGCGGGCGCUGCGCCUGGAGGAGGAGAUGCACAAGCAGCGGGACCGGGCGCUGGCCGUGCUGGCCGAGAAGGACCGGGAGCUGGAGCAGCUCCGCGCCCUCACGCUGCCCCACGGCCCCAAGGGCUCCCGGGACGCCGCCCCCGGGGACGUUCCCAGCCAGGACUCCUCGGAGAUCCUCCCGCAGGCGCUCCAGCUGUGCUCCGGCUCCGAGCCCACCUUCUUCCUGUACGCGGAGCAGCUGGCGCGCAAGGAGGUGGAGAUCGCGGCGCUGCGGAAGCACAAGCACCAGCUGGAGAUGCAGCUGCACCAGCUCCAGGGCAGGGCCCUGGCCGAGGAGGACAAGCACCGCGAGGAGGUGGCGGCGCUGCGGGCCGAGAUCCAGAAGAACUGCCGGGACAAGAGCAGGGAAGGAGCCAACCUGGAGUACCUGAAGAACGUGGUGUACCGGUUCCUGACGCUGCCGGACGCGCGGGGCCGGCAGCAGACGCUCACGGCCAUCCUGGCCAUCCUGCACUUCAGCCCCGAGGAGAAGCUGAGCAUCGCCAAAAGCUCGGCCCACGGCUCCUGGUGGCUCCACGGGAAGAGAUGAGGGCUGGAUUUGAUUCCCUUUUCCGUAAGAACUUGUUCACGAGGACUGACCAAAACCUCGUCCCGGCCACGCCCGGAGCUCUCCAGGAUCUGGGCUCCAGUUGGUGUUUUUAGCACUAAUUUGCAGUGGGAUUGUGCCAACUUUUCCAGCCCCAAAGCCUCUGCGGUGGGAAUUUGCUCCGAGUUGGGACUUGAUCUGAAAACCAUGGAAUUGAAGAUGCUGAGCUUUUUUAAAGGUGAUUUAAAAACAAUCCCUGCCUGUCAGGCGUGGGAUUGAGGGGAUUUCACUUGGAUCUUUAAGCUCCAGCCAGGCUGGUGACUCAGGAGAUGAAAGCAAAGGUGGGAAGCACUUUAGGUGGAGCUAAAAUAGCACCAGGCCAUGGAAGGCUCAGGGAGAUGGGGCUCAGUGCAGGAAUUCUUGGGCAUUUUCCUAGGGUCUUUUCCAGAGCCGGAUUGAACCAGUGGAUGCAGCUCCAGGCUCAUGCAGGGGCUCAGGCUCUCCUUCCUUCCCAGGGAUCCUCUCUGGGGUUAUCAGGGAUUCCAGGAAGGAGAAAGGAUCUCCCUGUGGGUGAUUCCCACCCCGAGGCGCUGCCGAGCGGGAAUCUGAGCUGCCUGACCCUGGCUGGGAGCAGGGGGCAGAGGAAAGGCUGGAAUGGGUGCCCAGCCUCUGGUUUUUGGGGGCUCCAAGGAAGUUUGGCUGCUCUGUGGUGCUGAUUUGGGAAGGAAGGGGCUGCUCUUGCUGGGGUGGGAGCAGCAGCGAGGGACAGGAGGUGACAGCUCUGGGCAGGGACCCUGGUGACAGUGACAGCCUGGCCAGGGCUCAGGAACCUUGAGGUGCUUCCCUGAUUUCUUGGGAAUUGGUGACAGAAGGAAGCCGGGACACCCUGGAAUGCCCUGGGAUGUUUCACUGGCAGCCCUGGAUUUGGCUCUUCCCAGCUCUGCUCCCCUGGGUCCCCCAGAGCCUCCUCACCUGCACAGGCACAAUCCCGUGUUUGGAAUUAAAUCCCGGCUGCUAAAGCUCGGCUUCCCCAGCCCAGAGACAGGGAUAGGUCUGGAUUAACACCCCAGGAGCUCCUGGAGCCCAGUUAAGAGCAGGUUUGGGAGCAGCUCCCGGUGCUGCACUGCCCAGGGAGCCUUGGGAAGGAUCCCGGGACAGGGACAAGGACAGGGACCUGCAACUUCCCUCCUUUCCUCCUUGGCUGUCCUGGUCCUGUGAGCAGCCAAAUUCCCUGGAUUCCCCUCUGGCCAUUGCAGCCCUUGGGGCCAAUUUCUCCUCAAAAAAGUCCUCAGGGAAAACAUGUCCCGGGCAGAGCCUGUCCCUGCUGGGAGGGGGACACAGCCAAGCCCUUCCUGGGGCUCAAUCCAGGGAUGUUCCCACUGGGAGCAGCAGGAUCCAGGUGCUGCCCUGAUGGAGGGAGCUGGGUGGGAAUGGGAGAGUUUGUCCCAGGAAUGUUUGAAGCGCUCCUUAAGGAUAAAAGUGCUGGCUCAGCCCAGUGCCUGCGCCCAGUUUGGAAAGGCUGAAUCAAGUGGUGCCUUGGGAAUGACAGGGAUGGCUCCAACUCUUUCCCUGGAGCCAUUCUCACAACUCCAGAGGGAGGUGGAGCCUCCUCCUGCUGCGGCCUCGCUGCUCAGGCUGGGGGGAUGGAUCCCUGUUCUCCCUCUGCUCCUGCAGGAUGGAGUGGCUGGGAAUGGAUCCCAGGGGUGCUGGGGACCCGCGUGAGGCCAGCUGGGAGCAGGGAAUCAGUGUGGGAUCCUGGGAGAGGAUCCAGCCGGGAGGACGCGGAUCCAUCCCUGUGCCCUCCGUCUGUCCCUGGCAGAGGAAGAUGAGGAAGCAGCUGCGGGGGAGCAUCCCCAGGAGUGCCCAGCUCCCUGUCACUGCCACCCUCCUGCAGCUCCCGGUGCCCUUCCUUCCUCUGCUCUCCCUCCUCCCCUCAGACCCUCCCCCACAUUCCUCCCUCCCUCUUCCCUCUCUCCCUUCAGCCAAUAUCCCUGAAAUAAAGGUAAAAUUCCUGUUUGA